UUAAUCACACUCACUAUCCCACCCUUCAGCAUCACUCUCCCUCACCACCCCACAAGCCUAAAUUUCCACCACCAAAAUCUCACAAUCUUUAAAGCCUCUGCUCCACCAUCUUUGCUCUGAAAAUUAGUUUCCUAUAGGAUCAUCAGAAAUGGCAGCCAUGAACUCUAGUGUUUUGGCAUGCAACUAUGCCAUAUCUGGCACUGACCUCAACUCAAAGCUCAAUGCGUUGCCUUCGGUUGCCACUCCGGUAGCACCGGUUCAGAAAAUGCCUGUGAUCAGGGCACAACAGGGCAAAGUUCCUGACUCUAAUGACUCAGGAAGAAGAGCUGCCCUUCUUGGCCUCGGCGCCGCCCUAUUCACCGCCGCUAUCUCCUCCUCGUCUGCCGCCAAUGCCGGCGUCAUUGAGGAUUACUUGGAGAAAAGCAAGGCUAACAAGGAAUUGAAUGACAAGAAGAGGCUGGCAACCAGUGGCGCAAACUUCGCCCGAGCAUACACAGUUCAGUUUGGCACAUGCAAGUUCCCAGAAAACUUCACUGGCUGCCAAGAUCUUGCCAAGCAAAAGAAAGUACCAUUUAUUUCUGAUGACUUGGAGCUGGAGUGCGAAGGGAAGGACAAGUACAAGUGUGGUUCAAAUGUGUUCUGGAAAUGGUGAAAUGUAAAGACUUUGAGUAUAUACUCUUUGGAACAUGUACCUAUUUUCUGAUUCAAGGAACUGGUUUUGUGAACUUUCAUGCUGCGUUUACUAUGUAUCUUAGUCCUAUUGUUUUUCUUGUUUC
Molecule: messenger RNA, 776 nt
Organism: Sesamum indicum (sesame)
Lineage: Eukaryota; Viridiplantae; Streptophyta; Magnoliopsida; Lamiales; Pedaliaceae
Gene: PSAN
Product: photosystem I reaction center subunit PSI-N, chloroplast, putative / PSI-N, putative (PSAN)
Biological process (GO): photosynthesis
Cellular component (GO): chloroplast photosystem I
Source: RefSeq, a predicted model, not a curated record